GAAGCGGCUGAGGGAAGGUGGGCAGAGAGAAUGUUCAUUGGAGAGGGGCUGGUGGGGAUCCUCCAAUUCUUUGGAUACAGCCUGAGGGCCAACCAGCAGUCAUGACCUCUCAAUGACCUUCUGCAACAAUUAACCAUUCACGGGUCAUUCGCCCCUGUUGGGUGUCAAUUUCCUCAUUUCCAAAUGGAGACAGUAACAAUACGAGCUUCCAGCGUCUUCGGAAAGUUGCUUUGUAAAGUCCUAUAUGAAAGUCUGUUGUGCAGAGGUCGCUCCCACACUGUUUAUGCUGUGGUCCUGUUGUCCUAAAACCCUGACUACUCUCCUAAAUGCCAGGUGGAUUAAUUCGCUUCUCAAAUGUUUAUCGAUGACUUAACAUGUGGUCUCUCAUUACCUGUGCCCAGAACACCUGAUUAGAUUCCAUGGCGAGUACAAAUAAUGUGACCGAGUUAAUUAUCGUCGGUCUUUUCCAGGAUCCAGAAGUGCAGAGGGCAUGCUUUGUGAUGUUUCUUCCUGUGUACCUGGCGACAGUGGUGGGCAAUGGUCUCAUUGUUCUGACAGUCAAUGUCAGUAAGAGUCUGCGUUCCCCCAUGUACUUCUUCCUUAGCUACUUGUCCCUGGUGGAGAUCACUUACUCCUCCACUGUUGUCCCUAAAUUCAUCACAGACUUACUUGCCAAGAUUAAAACCAUCUCCCUGGAGGGCUGUGUGGCUCAGAUAUUCUUCUUCCACUUCUUUGGAGUUACUGAGAUCUUCCUGCUGACGGUAAUGGCCUAUGACCGCUUCGUGGCCAUUUGCAAACCUCUUCACUACACCACCAUCAUGAGCCAGUUUGUGUGUCGUCUUCUGGUGGCUGUUUCCUGGCUCGGGGGCAUAAUUCACUCCAUGGUCCAGAUCCUUGUUACUGUUCAGCUGCCGUUCUGUGGUCCCAAUGUGAUUGAACACUACUUCUGUGACCUCCAUCCAUUAUUCAAGCUUGCCUGCACUGACACUUCUGUGGAGGGGGUUAUUGUGUUGGCCAACAGUGGAUUAAUCUCCGUCUUCUCCUUCCUCAUCUUGGUGUCCUCCUAUAUUGUCAUCCUGUACAACCUGAGGAACCAUUCUGCAGAGGGGAGGCGCAAAGCCCUCUCCACCUGUGCCUCUCACAUCACAGUGGUCCUCUUGUUCUUUGGACCUGCCAUCUUCCUCUACAUGCGACCCUCCUCCACCUUCACUGAGGACAAACUGGUGGCCGUGUUCUACACAGUUGUCACCCCCAUGUUGAACCCCAUCAUCUACACACUCAGAAAUGCAGAGGUGAAAAAUGCCAUGAGGAAGCUGUGGGAGAAGAAAGUGAACUCAGAAGUGGGAUAAAAAUGAAAAAAUGAAAAAAAAUUCUUAAGAACAGGACUAUAUAUGCAUAUUCUGUUUUUGGUCAAAUGUAAAGAACAGAACAAAAGUUAACUUAUUCAUAUAUAUUUUUUUGUGGUAGAUAAAUGAGCCCCUUAUACUCCAUGUUAUCAGUUGUAGCUCUUUCAUUGCUGUCUGUAUUUUGGAGAAUUUUCAAAUUGAGUUGCAUCUCUUCUCCUGUUGUCCAUAGUGCAAAGUGCACAGAUUUCAGGAGGGAUCAUCUAGACUGGAAUUUCCAUCUGGAAUUCCCAUCCUAUCAUCUUCUGCCUGUACAGCCUUGGGUCCAUGCAUUUUGCCUUUUGGUGUUAGCAUAUGGUGUGUGGAAAGUCUGUGGACUUGGAGAAUGAAGUUUAUGUUUUGCUUUCCUACUGAUGUGGUCUUGUGGGAGUCACAGGAAAGCAUUUUUACUUCAUUUGGUGUCCCUACCCCAUUAAUUUAAUUCCAAUGCCUAAAAUUCCGUAAUAGGAGAUUUGUUUCAUGACAGUAGGGCAUUGCUAGAAUGGCAGUAUCUCUUGGAGGUGAAGUACAAAUGCUUAUAUUUGUCAUAUCUUCUUGAUGGAUUGAUUCCUUUAUCCCUAUACAAUUUUUUGUCCUUUGUUACCAUUUUUGGAUUAAAAUCUAUUCUGAUAUAAGUAUAGCUACCCCUGCUUUCUUUUGUUUUGGAAUUUCUUUUCUAUUGAUUUACUUUGAGCCCAUAUUUGCCCCUAAAUCCGAAAUGUGUCUCCUGUAGGCAUAGUUGGGUCUUCUUUUUUCUUAUUCCAAUCAGUCACUAUGUCCUUUUUGAUUGAAUUUAACCCAUUAACAUUUAGAAUGAAUUAUUGAUAUAAUUUAUAGUUUAUCUUGUUAAUUGCUUUUGGUCUGUUUUGAAUUUCCAUUGUUUCUUCUGUUUCUGCCUACCUUUUUUUAAAUAUGUUUAUUUACUUAUUUUGAGAGAGAGAGAGAGAGAGAGAGAGAGAGAGAGAGAGAGAGAGAGAGAGAGAAUGAGAGGGGGAAAGGGCAGAGGGGAGAGAGAGAAGGGGCUUGAUGUCACAAACUGAGAUCAGGACUGGAGCCAAAAUCAAGAGUCAGAUUCUUAAAUUACUGAACCAACUAGGUGCCCCCGUUUCUGCCUACCUUUGUAAAAGGUAAUUUUCUGUGGUGGUAUGCCUUUGAGAAUCGACUCUGCGUUUCUGCUUUGUUGUUACUAUGAGGCUUACAUAAAAUAUCUUAGAGAUAAAACAAUCUAUUUCAAGUUGAUAGCAACUUCAGUUGCAUAUAAGAUAUCCACCCUUUACUCCUCUAUUUUGUGUUUUUGAUAUCACAAUUUACUUCUUUUUAUAUUGUGUAUUCAUUAACAAAUUACUGUAUAUAUUGUUAUUUUAAUACUUUUUCCUUCAACUGUUGCAGUUAAGUGAU
Felis catus (domestic cat) is the source of this 2780-nucleotide messenger RNA. Its product is annotated as olfactory receptor 4B1-like. Gene Ontology annotation, biological process: G protein-coupled receptor signaling pathway. Lineage: Eukaryota; Metazoa; Chordata; Mammalia; Carnivora; Felidae. Gene Ontology annotation, cellular component: membrane. The transcript is spliced from 2 exons. Gene Ontology annotation, molecular function: G protein-coupled receptor activity; olfactory receptor activity. The record is from RefSeq and is a predicted model, not a curated record. The coding region runs from base 420 to 1349 and encodes 309 amino acids.